Molecule: messenger RNA, 2501 nt
Organism: Lymnaea stagnalis (great pond snail)
Lineage: Eukaryota; Metazoa; Mollusca; Gastropoda; Lymnaeidae
Source: the annotation of a GenBank genome assembly
CUUCGAUUAUUGAGCUUAAAGAAUAAUAAUUUACAAAACAUAAGAAAUGCUACGUUCCAGAUGCUCGUAAAUCUGACAAGUUUAGAUCUGUCUCACAACGCAUUACAUUUCAUUGAGUCAGGUGCGUUCAGAAAGUUAGAACACUUACGGACGCUCGAUCUCAGCUUUAAUAAGAUGAUUCAUUAUACAGUCAAAUAUUUUCCAAUUAACUUAUUCACUUCACUUGCAAAACUCGAAGAACUUUCAAUUCAGGGCCUCUCGGAAGACCAUGACUUACAUUAUCCAGAGGCCGCCCUAUCGCAAUUAGUAAACCUCAAAUCCUUAAAAAUAGAUGGUCUCAACACUACUUUCGGUAGUGGAGUAAGAUCUUUAAAGCACUUGCAUUUUGUCACGAUUACUUCCUCAUGGCCUACAAAGAUCUGCUACUUGAAGACUAUAAAUUCAACAUUUUUUAUAAACCUGCCUUAUUUAAAGAAACUGGAAAUUUCCUUCUGUCCUAUAUCACAAGUUGAUCCAUUGGCCUACAAAAAAGUUAACCUUACAAGUUUAUCUUUCAGUUUUUUAAAUCAAUAUGAUCUUUACAAAGCUUUUGAUGAUCUCAGCGGCUUUCAAAACUCUUCUUUGAAAAAUCUUACCUUUAUACAUUUGUACCUAUCGGCAAUGCCCUGCCGCUAUUUGAACAGUGCCCAGGCAAAAUAUUUGCAAAACAUCGCCCUUGAGGUCCUCGAUCUGUCGGACAACCGGCUUGCGUUGCUUGGUGAGGAUUUUGCGAGCAGUCUGCCCCAAACAUUACGCAUUCUCAUUUUGAGGAAUAAUCGAUUUUCUUUGUAUGGCCUUGUUAUCACGCAAGUCAGUCACCUUAUGGAGCUGACCGAAAUUGAUAUCAGCAUCCAAAACCAAGUGGAGCCUUAUUUUGUCCAAGAAGGUUUUUAUAUACCAUCACCCGAUGCAAAUGAAAGGAUUUGUCCUGCAGAAAGUCCAUCUCAUUAUGAGCUCUCAAGCAUGAGCCAAACAGAGGGUUGUGCUUACCCCAAAGAUGAAAAAAAGGACGAAAUAAAAUUGAACAAAAACUCAAGUGAAGGUUUAGCUGCCCGUCGUUACAUGGAGACGUCGGUAGACGCCAGAAACAUCAUCCACACUGAGUCCACCAAGAAAAUGUUACAUGCACGCGUUCAGAGAGUUCCAUUAAAUUUACCUCCAAACCUUCGAGUUUUAAAGGCCUCUCAGUACUAUAGUUUAGGCACAAUUCUCCUUCACAGCUCUUGGAAUAGAACUAAACUGUCUGAAAUAGAUUUCUCAAAAGGUUUUCUUACCCAAUGGAGUGAAGGGCAUAUACAUGAGACAAUCACUAAAAUUGACUUGAGUGAAAACUAUUGCAAACACAUUAACCGAACGUUCUUUCAAUCUAAAAAUUCCUUGAUUUACUUGAACAUGCACAACAAUGCACUCGGUGCUGAUUUUGCUGAAGAUAACGAUGGUGCUAUUCUUGCCGAAUUGGCUAAUUUAAAGUACUUGGAUAUUUCAUACAACCUGAUUUACAAACUUCCAUCCGAAUUCUUCAAGGGAUUAACUGCUCUCGAAACACUUAAACUUUCUAAAAACGAACUCCAAACUUUAAAUACGACAUUUUCUCAAAUGACCAGAUUGAGGUACCUGGACUUAAGUAGAAACUCUAUCGUCUGGAUCAGUGAAAAAGUACGCAAUGACCUUGACCAGAUAGGAGAACAGCUUUCGGUUGACCUAACACUAAACCCUUUACCCUGCACGUGCGCGGCCAUUGAAAUCUUAAACUGGAUGGCGAACACAAAAGUUCAGUUGCAGAAGAAAGAUUUCCUGCAAUGUCGUUUUGAAAAUGGUGAAAUUGAAUUCAUAGGUGAUUUGGAACAAAGAGUCAGCAGUUUAAAAAGAAUAUGUGCUUCUAAAGCUCUCGUUAUCGUUAUCUGUGUAGCUUCAAUGGUCAUAUUUGGGGAUUAAUCUACAAAAACCGUUGGAAAUUACGAUAUCUGUUAAACACAACAAAGUCUCGACUGUUUGGUUUUAAACCUAAGGGUGAAAUGAAAUCCAGAUUUAAAUUCGAUGCUUACUUCAUCUACACAGACCAGACGCGUAGUUUUGUGUUACAGGACUGCAUUCAAGAACUCGAGGAGAAACGUGGCCACAAGCUGUGUGUUGAGGAUCGAGAUUUUAUGCCCGGAUCACCAAUCAUUGCAGAUAUUCUCAGUGGCGUGAGAAACAGUCACAAGACAGUUCCGGUGAUCACCCCAGACUUUUACAUCGAUGGAGACUUUACGGAAUACAGCGUCAAGAUGGCGUUGAUGGAAGAGAACUACGAACGUAGACAGGCUCUCCAUCUGUGUAUCCUUGAGCCGACGGAUCAUGAAGAGAUGGGCAACGAUCUACUGGCGGCAAUGAAGCGUAACUCUUACACGGAGUAUCCUCCCUUAGAUCAGGCAAAUGAAGAACUGAUACAAAGUUUUUGGGACAUGUUGUCUGCAAAAAUU